Molecule: messenger RNA, 1869 nt
Organism: Melanaphis sacchari
Lineage: Eukaryota; Metazoa; Arthropoda; Insecta; Hemiptera; Aphididae
Exons: 9
Coding region: 442-1719 (425 amino acids)
Biological process (GO): intracellular signal transduction
Source: RefSeq, a predicted model, not a curated record
UAGCGAGCAGGCCCACGACCGCCGACAACUUGACGUGAAUAGGUCGUGAUUGGUGAAUGGUGAUUAGUUGCGCGGGCCAUAAAAAUAUUGUGUUGCAGAUUCUCCUUUGCGCGGGCUUAACCUGACGUGGUCAUACUGUCUAUUGGCGCGCUGUAGUGUAGGCACACUUGCGCCAGCGAAUCUGCGAAAUCCAAUCGAGCCGAUGACCGCGCGCGCGAACUCAACUGAUCGCAGUGCAUCGUAGCUCGCCGUUCGACUGUGUUGUCCCGGAUGUCAAUUAACCAUAUAUUGUGAUAACGUUUCAAGUGAAGUGUUUUCGGUUUGCUUACACUUGUACCAUAUUUUCAAUUCGUUUAUUUUUUCUCCACUUAUAUUUUUAUUUAGGUGUAAUCGAAAUUAAGGACUUAAGGUGCACGCAAAUGGUAUCGUCUCUUCUCCGUUAUGAAGGAACACCGAACCAAAGGACUUAGGGUCACAACUACUGAAAGCAUAAUUAGUGACAAAAAUGACACUAUGACCGAGGGUGCAGAAGGUUGCAGCGAUGACCCGCUGGUUUCAUUGCAGUUAGACGUCGCUUCCGGUGGCCCAUCGUCAGAAAGCCAACAACCAGAGAGCCAAGCAGAAGUGUCUACGUUGUGUAUAUCAUCGGCAGACAAUGAUAUUGACAAAAUAAUUGCCGGUGAAUGGCAUGGAGGAGAAUGCAAAAGUUGCUGCAGCAGGUGUGCGUUCAGAGAAUGGAGGCUGGUCGGUGAUAAGUUGCAAUUAUUUUGUUUCAAAGACUAUGAUGCGUUGAUAGCAACUCGACCAGCGAUAGCGAACAUACAGUUUUGCUUUCGGUUCAAGUCCAGCCCAAAAUGUCUGAAGCAUCCGAACGUGCCAAACGCCAAUUGUUUCAUAUUUUUCGAUAUAGUCUCGGGAGAUAUCCAUAAAAAUUGGAUGCAAGUGGUACGUCGGUUGAAAGAGACAUCGGCCAACGCAACGGUCGCACAGUUACGCCGGUGGUCGCGAGCUGUGGACGAGAACGGCAACACCGCGUUAAUAUUGGGCGCCAAGCGGCUAAUGAACUGCGGAUUAUUUAAACGUGCGUACCAGUUCGCAGUCAUGAUGCUGAAAUUUGGUAGUGACGUAAACUGGUUGAAUAACGGCGGUCGAUCAUUGAUCACGUAUACUGUCCACUACAUGGAUCAGGCGAUAGACAUCACUAGACUCUUGUUAAACUGUGGAGCGACCGUCUGGUUAGAAGAUUGCAAUUCGGAAGCUAGACUUCACUAUGUGAAACUUCUGAAGGAAUACCGUACAAAAACAGAGACGGAUCUUCAAAGAUGUCUCACCGAUGACCCAAUUGAAAGCCCGCUAGACAGCAUAUUCACUUGGUUCCUACGAUCCGUCAUGAUCAGAAGGCGCAUGGAUGACAGUUGUCUGCGCACAUUGUCACUACUCUCACAGUCAAUGGGCGAGGACCCGACCAGAAUGCACUCGCAUGUCAUGCGUACCAUGUUUAGUCACGCUCAGUGUUACAAUAUAUUCGGACCGGUGUUCUUCCAGAUCAAAAAGGCCCUAGCACCCCAAUGGGUGCAACCACACUCGCUGCAGCAGCUGUGUCGCAAGUCUAUACGCCGGUCGCUUUUCCGUGGCCGCCACGGUAACGCACACCCUGAUACGGUGGCUGAGCUAAAGCUGCCCAAGCCCUUGGAGUCUUACGUCUCCUACCAUGACUGAAUCACUGCCCAUCAUCAUUUUCCAGCGACCUUCAUCCCCCGUCGUCAGGGGUUAUCUACAGGUCUUCCACGUUGCAUAAUAUAAAAACAAUCAUAUCCCCGUCCCGAUUUUCAUUAAAAAUAUAAUCAAAUAUAUACUGAGUUUAUGAAA